Molecule: messenger RNA, 2067 nt
Organism: Knipowitschia caucasica
Lineage: Eukaryota; Metazoa; Chordata; Actinopteri; Gobiiformes; Gobiidae
Source: the annotation of a GenBank genome assembly
AUGGAUGGCCUCCCUGUUGUUGUCCCUUUGCUCCCUCUGCUCUCUGUGGUCCCUUUGCUCUCUGUGGUCCCUUUGCUCUCUGUGGUCCCUUUGCUCUCUGUGGUCCCUCUGCUCCCUGUGGUCCCUCUGCUCUCUGUGGUCCCUCUGCUCCCUGUGGUCCCUCUGCUCUCUGUGGUCCCUUUGCUCUCUGUGGUCCCUUUGCUCUCUGUGGUCCCUCUGCUCUCUGUGGUCCCUUUGCUCUCUGUGGUCCCUUUGCUCUCUGUGGUCCCUUUGCUCUCUGUGGUCCCUCUGCUCCCUGUGGUCCCUCUGCUCCCUGUGGUCCCUUUGCUCUCUGUGGUCCCUCUGCUCUCUGUGGUCCCUCUGCUCUCUGUGGUCCCUUUGCUCUCUGUGGUCCCUCUGCUCUCUGUGGUCCCUCUGCUCUCUGUGGUCCCUCUGCUCUCUGUGGUCCCUUUGCUCUCUGUGGUCCCUCUGCUCCCUGUGGUCCCUCUGCUCUCUGUGGUCCCUUUGCUCUCUGUGGUCCCUCUGCUCUCUGUGGUCCCUCUGCUCCCUGCUGUCCCUUUGCUCUCUGUGGUCCCUCUGCUCUCUGUGGUCCCUCUGCUCUCUGUGGUCCCUCUGCUCUCUGUGGUCCCUUUGCUCUCUGUGGUCCCUCUGCUCCCUGUGGUCCCUCUGCUCUCUGUGGUCCCUUUGCUCUCUGUGGUCCCUCUGCUCUCUGUGGUCCCUCUGCUCCCUGCUGUCCCUUUGCUCUCUGUGGUCCCUCUGCUCUCUGUGGUCCCUCUGCUCUCUGUGGUCCCUCUGCUCCCUGUGGUCCCUCUGCUCUCUGUGGUCCCUUUGCUCUCUGUGGUCCCUCUGCUCUCUGUGGUCCCUCUGCUCCCUGCUGUCCCUUUGCUCUCUGUGGUCCCUCUGCUCUCUGUGGUCCCUCUGCUCCCUGUGGUCCCUCUGCUCUCUGUGGUCCCUUUGCUCUCUGUGGUCCCUCUGCUCUCUGUGGUCCCUCUGCUCCCUGCUGUCCCUUUGCUCUCUGUGGUCCCUCUGCUCUCUGUGGUCCCUCUGCUCUCUGUGGUCCCUCUGCUCUCUGUGGUCCCUUUGCUCUCUGUGGUCCCUCUGCUCUCUGUGGUCCCUCUGCUCUCUGUGGUCCCUCUGCUCUCUGUGGUCCCUCUGCUCCCUGUGGUCCCUCUGCUCUCUGUGGUCCCUUUGCUCUCUGUGGUCCCUCUGCUCUCUGUGGUCCCUCUGCUCCCUGCUGUCCCUUUGCUCUCUGUGGUCCCUCUGCUCUCUGUGGUCCCUCUGCUCCCUGCUGUCCCUUUGCUCUCUGUGGUCCCUCUGCUCUCUGUGGUCCCUCUGCUCCCUGUGGUCCCUCUGCUCUCUGUGGUCCCUUUGCUCUCUGUGGUCCCUCUGCUCUCUGUGGUCCCUCUGCUCCCUGCUGUCCCUUUGCUCUCUGUGGUCCCUCUGCUCUCUGUGGUCCCUCUGCUCUCUGUGGUCCCUCUGCUCUCUGUGGUCCCUUUGCUCUCUGUGGUCCCUCUGCUCUCUGUGGUCCCUUUGCUCUCUGUGGUCCCUCUGCUCCCUGUGGUCCCUGUGGUUCCUGUGGUUCAUGACAAUGUUUUAAGCCUGACUCUGGGCCGGAGUCUGGGCCGGAGUCUGGGCCGGAGUCUGGGCCGGGGUCUGGGCCGGAGUCUGGGCCGGAGUCUGGGCCGGGGUCUGGGCCGGAGUCUGGGCCGGAGUCUGGGCCGGAGUCUGGGCCGGAGUCUGGGCCGGAGUCUGGGCCGGAGUCUGGGCCGGAGUCUGGGCCGGAGUCUGGGCCGGAGUCUGGGCCGGAGUCUGGGCCGGAGUCUGGGCCGGAGUCUGGGCCGGAGUCUGGGCCGGAGUCUGGGCCGGAGUCUGGGCCGGAGUCUGGGCCGGAGUCUGGGCCGGAGUCUGGGCCGGAGUCUGGGCCGGAGUCUGGGCCGGAGUCUGGGCCGGAGUCUGGGCCGGAGUCUGGGCCGGAGUCUGGGCCGGAGUCUGGGCCGGAGUCUGGGCCGGAGUCUGGGCCGGAGUCUGGGCCGAGGGUCUGACGUUCUCCGCCUCAUUUUGGGUUAA